AGGCUUUUAAUUUGAAAGUACCUUGUCCUUGCUGGAUGUGACGACAUGAGUGUGCUUCCGGCGGAUCGUUGACGUUAAAACGUGAUGAAGACAGAAAGCCUCACACCGAGCCGCGAGGACUGCGAGUAUACGAGCUGCUACUGCGAAGAAAAUGUUUGGAAGCUCUGUGACUUUGUCAGAACCAAGAGAACCGCACCGCUAGAACAGCUGUUCGUCGUUUUCAUCUCCAAUGACAACAGAAUGGUUCCUCUGUGGAAACAGAAGUCUGGACAUGGAGACCAGCCGGUGAUCUGGGAUUACCACGUGGUUCUGCUGCAGGCGGAGCUUCAGUCCGAAGCUCUCAUCUACGAUCUGGACACUGAGCUGCCGUUCCCCUGCAGCCUGAAGCUCUACGGCGCCGAGGCCUUCCGCUCAGACCGCCACAUCAGACCCGAGUACCACAGGAAGUUGCGUGUGGUUCCUGCUGACAGCUUCCUGCUGAACUUUGCGUCGGAUCGUUCUCACAUGAAGAACCCUGACGGAACCUGGAAGAUGCCGCCGCCGCCGUACCCCCCCAUACACACCGCAGAGAGUCACAUGAACCUGGACGACUUCAUCAGCAUGGAUCCUGCUGUCGGCUGGGGAACUGUCUACGGCCUGAGACAGUUCCUGCACAGAUACACAGGAAACGCAUCAUCAUCAUCAUUGUCAGCAGCAGCUGCGUCGCGGUAGCUACAGGUUUGUAGCUGCAGGUCGACGCCUCCUGCUGGUUGCUGUCGACAUGUUCGGUUCUUGGACUGACAGAAGAAGUCAAAAGCUGCUGGACUCUGAUUGGUGCUUGGACCCUGUAUUUAUAAGCCUCGCCCCUUCACCCAGUGGAUUGAGCUCAUAACAAAGAGAAGAUGUUGAACAUCCUGCUGAGAGACAAUCUGAUCAAUAUAUUGAUCGAUCAGUUAUCAAUAUGCCCUGUGAUCAAUGAGCAUCAGACUGUUUUUGCCUCAGUCCCCGUUUGUGUAAAGUUUAUGUGAUCAACUCAUUUUUGAUGGUGUCUUAGAACCUCCUCACUUCACUGUCAGUCACCUCUGGAACAGUUCUGUUGUUGUACAUUUACGAUCAAUAACUGAUGAUCAAUUGAUCUAGAGUGUCUGAUAGGCCGCUCAGAGGAUAAUCAAUAACUGUGAUCAUUUUUUGAUGGAAUCUACAGCUUCAGCUUCUGAUUUAAAGACAAGCAGCAGCAACAAUAAAAUAAAGUUUCAGAAGUCAAA
Molecule: messenger RNA, 1244 nt
Organism: Acanthochromis polyacanthus (spiny chromis)
Lineage: Eukaryota; Metazoa; Chordata; Actinopteri; Pomacentridae
Gene: ntaq1
Product: N-terminal glutamine amidase 1
Exons: 6
Coding region: 85-711 (208 amino acids)
Cellular component (GO): cytosol; nucleus
Molecular function (GO): protein-N-terminal asparagine amidohydrolase activity; protein-N-terminal glutamine amidohydrolase activity
Source: RefSeq, a predicted model, not a curated record